Messenger RNA from Corythoichthys intestinalis (scribbled pipefish), 2910 nucleotides. It is a transcript of the gene pcp4a, whose product is annotated as Purkinje cell protein 4a. Gene Ontology annotation, molecular function: calmodulin binding; calcium ion binding. NCBI's taxonomy places the organism in Eukaryota, Metazoa, Chordata, Actinopteri, Syngnathiformes, Syngnathidae. Gene Ontology annotation, cellular component: cytoplasm. The record is from RefSeq and is a predicted model, not a curated record. Bases 97 to 291 code for a protein of 64 amino acids. The transcript has 3 exons.
GCAUCCUUUAUAAAAGCAACAUCUCUGAGAGAAGCGCUCAAAGAGGAUUCUUCAUCCGAGACAUUGAGGACAGCAGCCCACGCACACUGCGCAGCCAUGAGCGAGAAACAAAUAUCGACAGCCGUAACUGGAAACAUCAAAUCAUCGAUGGGCCAGGAUGAAAAGAAGAACAGCAUCCCGGCGGACUUUGACAUCGACAUGGACAGCCCGCAGACAGAGAAGGCGGCUGUAGCCAUUCAGUCGCAGUUCAGGAAAUUCCAGAAAAAGAAGGAGCAGGAUGUCAAGUCGUAGAGGCGCCGUGGCUUGCUGGUUCCUCACAUCUGCAUGUCAAUCAAACCGCAUCUUCCUGAACUCUACUACGGUUGUACUGGAGCAAACCAAUGUUUUUGAAAUCAAUGUAUCAUUUUUGAAUUGAAUAUUCUCAUAUUCUAGUUGUGAUAUUUUAUUUAUUUAUUUAUACUUUUAGUGGUGAACAAGAGUGACUUGAUUAGGGAACAUAAAUCUGUGGGUGAUUUUCCAGACUGACACUUAUUGGGCUCACAAUUUAAUUGGCCGUAAUGCACUACAAUCAAAAGAGUUUUAGGGUGUUAACUCAUUUGCUGCCAUUGAUGGCUAUAGACUUCCAUCUGUUUUGACUGGGAAACGUGAUCAUUCACAAACUGAGCUACUGAAGCAAGAGUGGCCCGAAUUCAUUUGCGUAAUUUAUAACUCAUUUCCUACCACUGACGACAAGAGAUGUUAAAUCCAUAGGAGCUGGGAGGGCUGGCAGUGAAUACAAUGAUCCCUCGCUACUUUGCGCCCUCAGUCCAUCGCAGAUUUUUUUCAGUUACAAAAAAAACAAAAAAAAGGUUUCAUUUUAAAGGGAACUACGGACAGAAAGACUUGUAGUUCUUAAAAGGUAAACGUUAGUGUGAGCUAAAAUAAUUUGAUAAUAAAACCUCUCUUGAUGUUUUCGUUUCUAUACAAUUUGUAAAAUUUGUUUAACUAGUACGCCGCUAUUGUUGUUGACGUCGCAGGACUACGCUGCCGAGCUUUCAGAUUAUGACUAGCGACAUAAACAUGUCAUCUGUUCAGCCCUUUCAAUUUGAACCCGAGAGGAACAUUAAUGACCAGGACAGCACUGUCGAUACAGUAUUUCACAAAACGAGCAACAAAAGCAACAGUAAAGACGGGAUGAGAUGUAACGAGACGAGAGUAGGACAAAACUGGUGUUCUGCCAAAAUGUGCUACACUGGACAGCAAGUAAAUAUCUUGGCAACCUGCCUAGGAUCGGUUGGAAGACACUGGUGAUGAGCUGGAAUUGGAUGCCGGUACGACAUUGGGAACUCAUUGCACAGCUCAGUAACAAAACAACCUGACCAGUAGCAGUAUGUGACAAAAUCAUGACAAUUGUCAUACUAGCUUCGUUUGCUAGCUAGCACAGCUAUUCUCCCAGUCCAGGCCAACUACGUAAUCACACCGAGCGUCCAUUGCACGCAUAAAACAUGGCGCCCUCAGUAGGUCAAAACGUGUACUAAAUAUGAUAAUUUUUAAAUCAAAGGCAAUAUUUUAUGUGUUUCUAAUGACAUAUUUUAGUAAAAGAGAACAAUUGUGACCUAUUAGAGCCUACAAGUCUUCAAGUACGAGGUUCCCUUUCAAAUGUUAAGAUAUAUGCAUAUAUACACGUACAAAUCAGUUUUCAUAUAUCUAUCAUUUAUAUCAUAAUUAUUACAUUUGCAGAGCUUAAAAAAACAUUUCUAACAAAACAUAGAUUUAAGUUUUUUGUUUGUUUGUUUGGGUUUUUUAUUUAUUAAUUUUUUUUUUUCAAUUAUACUUUAGGGAAAAAAAGGGAAAACACUUGCCAACAGUAUGUGUAUGUCUUUCCAAUGCUGUUAAGUCUGAAUGAAAACAUUUAACACACGAAAAAUAAUAUUAAAAAAAAAAUGUAAAUAAGCUCCGCCAAUAAUUAGCAGAUUUUCGAUUUUUGCGGGUUGGCGUGGGGUGUCCCAUUAACCGCAAAAAAAGAGGGAUCACUGUAUUCCAUCAUUCAGAAACUGAGAGCAAGAAUGGUCCAACUCCAUUGUUGUAUAUACAAUCUCAUUGACAGUCAUUGUAAAUGAUAAACGUCCAAUGCUUUAUGCCUGGGAGGACUGUCAAGGAUCAUUCCCAAAUCGGGAUACUGAGAGCAAGAGUGGCCUAACUGUAAUUUUGUAAUUUUUAAGUCAUUGUCAGCCCUUGAAAGUUCUAAACAUCCAAUCCACUUUGACUUGAGAGGGCUGGGAAUGAUUUUUCAGAAGUUAAGAAACAGAGCAAGAGUAGGCUAAAUCCAUUUUUGACAUUUUUAACUCACUGGCUGUUAUUGACGACAAUAGAAGUCCAAUCCAUUGCGACUGGGAGCGCUAGCAGUGAAAAUUCUCAAAUUGAGCGAGUGAGAGUAAGAGUGGGCUAAUCCAAUUUUUUGCAAUUUUUAACGCAUCAGCCACCAUUUAUGAUGAUAGACGCCCAGUCAAUUAUGACUGGCAGUGAUCAUUCACAAAUUGAGAUACUGAAAGCAACAGUGUGUUAAAUUUAAAUCACUUUUAAUGUAUUGGCUGUAUUGUAUUGACGGCGACAGACGAAUGAUUGUUGCUCAUCCGCCCUAUCAGAAUGGACUGGACGUCUAAAGCUGUUAAUGGCAAUACAUGAGUUUUCAUUUUUAAUGCCUUUCCAAGUCCCCCAUUUGUUAAAGUCAUAAGUGUGUGCGAUCUGAUUUUCUAUGUGUUUCUUUCCCAUAGUAAGCAUUUGAAGUUGCUCCAAAAUAAAUGGAAAAAAACAACAACCUCAUUUAUUGUAUGUAAACGGAUCAAUAGCACACUAUGCAUGUAAAUUCCUGUACACCCGCAAAAGAGAAAUGAAUAAAGAAAUAAAUGUUGCAAAAGAGCAAAUUUAUUU